Salvia splendens (bonfire salvia) is the source of this 2079-nucleotide messenger RNA. RefSeq lists its product as uncharacterized. Lineage: Eukaryota; Viridiplantae; Streptophyta; Magnoliopsida; Lamiales; Lamiaceae. The transcript has a single exon. Bases 1 to 2079 code for a protein of 692 amino acids. The record is from RefSeq and is a predicted model, not a curated record.
AUGCAAAAUUCCUCUGUUUCUACUCUAUCUUCUUCCCCGCGUCAGUCCAUUUGUGUAGGUGCAAUUCCGGUCGCCGUUCUCAGUCCCGGCGACCCCAAUUCUGCACCAAGUGGUAUCAGCUUUAUCGAUCCUGUUCCUGUGAUGGUCGAAACACGCUCCAGCGACAUGCGUCGGUUGGAGGAGAUGCUAGAGGCAGCUAUGGCGGAUCUCUCCAAUCAGAUGGCUGAAUCUGAUAGGCGACGUGUAGAGCUCGAUAAGAUCCGUGACACCUCUGAUGGAUCUCGCGAUCUAGCGAUGAAGGAACUUCGCGAAAGUCUCUUGGCUCUGCAACUCCAACAAAACGAGUUUCUCACGCGCUUCGCGCCUCACACGCAUGACAUGGCUGGGCAUUUUGCUGGUGGAGCUUCACACGGUCAAUUUGGUGGGGGACCGCACCACCGCCAGCAAUACUUCGCUACGCGCCAAUCCAAAGUAGGAUUCCCGAUCUUCACCGGAGAGGACUUAGCCGGGUGGAUCCUGCGUUGCGAUCAUUUCUUCGCGGUUGAUCUGACCCCUGAGGACUCUAAAGUCCGUCUGGCCGUGAUUAAUUUCGAAGGAAGAGCUCUUCAAUGGUUCCAGAAUUGGGCUAAAUACCAGGAUCGGGCUAUGUCGACGCCUUGGCCGAUGUUUUUACAGGCGCUUGAAGCUCGAUUUGGUGAGCAACUCUUGGGAGACCCGAUGACUGAACUCCUUGCGCUCAAACAAACAGGUUCAUUCGCUGACUAUCAUGAUCGUUUUGAACUGCUAUUGGGCCGUGUUUCUCUCUCUGAAUCCAAUGCAAUUAGUCACUUCAUUAAUGGAUUGAAACCAACUGUUCAACGAGCGGUACGCAUGUUUAUGCCUCAAACUCUAGUGCAUGCAUAUGCUUUAGCUCGAUUACAGGACAUGUCUGUACCAUUAAAAGAGAAUGUCACUUCUACUAAUCGUCGGUUCACUUCCUCUGAUAUUCGCUCUCAAAACACUUCCACACCCCUGUUUCCUACACCUACUAUUCCAGCUUUUAAAUCUAGACGUUUACUGACUGAGGAGGAGAUGGCUGAUAAACGUGCUAAGGGUCUUUGUUAUGGAUGUGAUGAGAAAUUUGAGCGAGGACAUCGUUGUGUUCGAAAGCAACUUUAUCUACUUGAAAUUGAUGAUAGUCUACACACUGUGGAAAUAGCUUCUGAUUCUUUGUGUGAUGAUAGUGGUGAGGAUGAGAACCCUCUGAUUUCUAUACAUGCUAUUAAUGGCUCUUCCUCAAAGCAUUUUAGGACCAUGAGAGUCACUGGUCGUGUGGGGAAAAAGGCUCUCCAUAUACUCAUCGAUUCAGGAAGCACACAUAACUUCCUUGAUUUACAUUUAGCUAAAAAGCUAGGCCUUACCCUCACGGCUGUAACUCCUGUCUCUGUUGAUGUAGCAGAUGGAAACCGACUGGAAUGUAACUCUAUGUGUAAAGGGUUGCAAUGGUUUUUGCGAGGUACUGCUUUCUUGACUGAUGUGCUUCUUUUGCCUUUGGGAAACUGUGAUAUGGUGCUUGGUAUCCAAUGGUUAGAGACACUGGGUGAAAUUCAAUGGAAUUUUAAAAACUUAACUAUGGACUUUACCCUGAAUGGAAAGAGACACCUUUUGCGUGCAAGCUAUAAUGACCACACUGUGCAGGCUGUAUCUGAGAGGGAGAUGAGUAAGCUUCUGUCUCAUACUGAUGGUAUUCAAUUAUGCUGUAUACAAAUGAAUGAGGAGGGCCACUCUGACCUUUUCACUAUGAAAAGUGACUCUACAGUAGUACUUCAUCACUCUCCCCAGAUUCAAUCAUUAUUGGAAGAGCACAGCUCUGUUUUUGCUGAACCAUCUACACUUCCUCCCAUGAGAUCCCACAAUCAUAAGAUCACUCUUCUUCCUGAGGCUGCUCCUGUUUCUUCUCGGCCCUAUAGACAUUCUGCAUUGCAGAAGAAUAUCAUUGAGAAGCAAGUUUCUGAGCUUCUACAACAAGGUUUUAUCCGGCCCAGCUCUAGUCCUUUUUCUUCUCCAGUGGUAUUAGUUAAAAAGAAAGAUGGCACAUGA